GCUCUGACAGCCCCCAAAAUUGUAGAAUCAUUAAAAACAAAACAAAACAAAUAACUGAGGCUCAGCAAAAUGAGAGGAUGCCUACUGGCAGUCGCUAUGAAGGCGGGCAAGCGAUUACAAGCGUGCCAGGACACCCACGAUGCGGACGCCAACUGCGACGGGCCGGACCUGGACUUCGUCUACGCGGACGUGGACGGUUACCAGAACGAAAUCGCAGAGCUGUACAGCUACACGGAGUUCAGCGAGUUCCAGAUGAACGUGAAGGCUUUCGAGGACCAGAUGGAGCUGUACGAUUUGCCGCCCAACUGGCAGAAGCAGGACCCGGCCGCCCAGCGCGGCAUCGUGAUGAAGCUGGUGGACCAGCUGGAGGUCUCCGACCGCGCCUUUCGUAUGCAGGCCGCCCGCUGCAUCCUCUAUCUGGCGCAGGGCUGCUGGGCGGAGGUGCAGUCUGACGAGGAGCAGCACCAGAUCACCCGGGACAAUGUGCUCGUGCUGCACAAGCUGGGCGUCUUCGCCUCCUUCAUCGACCUGCUCAACAUGGAGAUCGAGAGCGCCUGCUCGCCGGACAUAGUGGCCGUUAAGAUCACUAAUGUGACGCUGGUGGACUCGACGGACAUUAGGGUGAUCCUGUCCGUGCUGUACAUCAUCACAGAGACAAUCCGGGACGAGCGAGAGCGAGGCAGUGAGGAUUACAAGGAGCUGGCCGAGUCCUUUGUGCAGGACAUCAACUCGCCGCUGCCCGACGGCGAGCUGUUGGCAGUCAAGCUGCUGGGCAUGAUCACACGCUUCUGCAGCGGGGCUGCACCCCAGUUUCCCAUGAAGAAGGUUGUCCUGCUGCUGUGGAAGGUCUCGCUGCUUGGGCUGGGCGGCAUGGAUGUCCUCAAGAAUCUCAAGAACGAAUACCGGCUGAAGGUGGGCUUGGAACCGAUCACCGAGGACACACUGGAGGUCACCAAGUGCAUGCGAGCGAGCUCUCCGCCGGCCACGGCCACCGAUAUACUGGAGAACCAGUAUCCCAAGAGGAAUUUCAAACGCUCCCUGAUGAAGCAGCGUUUUCUAGACGAGCCGGAACAGAUCGACAUGGAGAUGAGUGGCAACGAGGGUCAGAACAAUGCCAACAAUGGCAGCGGAAAUGGCGGCGGCAGUGGCAACGGCGAGGAGGAGCUCUCGCAAUACUAUCGGCCCUACGAUGACCCCUCCUCGUCGGCCUCCUCCACCACCUCGACGGCCAAUCCCAAUAACCAGCCCAGUUCCACACAAGCCCCGGCUGCCGUGCCGCCAAUACAGAUAACCGCUCGCCUGCCCUGGACGCCCAAGGUGCGGCAGAAGGACAUUGACCAGUUCCUGGACAUUUCGAGGAACAAGUUCAUUGGGUACUCGCUGAUCGGGGACCACGAGAGUCUGGCUGGACUGCCGCAGCCCAUUCACGAGGGCUUCAAGACGCUGCAGCGGCACAUGUACUUGAGCCUGGCCGAUGUGCAGAUCAAGAAGGAGGAGGACAUAGCCAGAAACCCGAUUUCUACACACGAGGACGAGAUCAAGUUGACGCCGGCCGAGGUGCUGUACCAGGCCAUCCUGCCCAACCUACCCCAAUAUAUGAUUGCUUUGCUCAAGGUCCUGCUGGCGGCUUCGCCCACCUCCAAGUCCAAGACGGAGAGCAUCAACAUAAUGGCCGAUGUGCUGCCCAAGAAGAUGCCGCUGACGGCCACACAGUCCACGAAGCUAACAGUGGACAUGGGCCGGCACAAGGAGAUCAUCGUGAAGGCUGUGUCGGCCAUUAUUUUGCUCUACCUGAAGCACUUCAAGAUUAACCACGUCUACCAGUUUGAGUUCAUGUCCCAGCACCUAGUCUUUGCCAACUGCAUCCCGCUAGUCCUCAAGUUCUUUAACCAAACAAUCACCGAAUACGUGAACACCAAGAACUCCAUUCCCCUGCUGGACUUUCCCUCCUGCGUCAUUGGCGAGCAGCCGGAUUUGAGCGGCGACAGCUUCGUUUACGGCGGAGAGAUGUCUGACAAGCCGUACUCCUGGCGGAACGUCUUCUCCUGCAUCAACCUGCUGCGCAUCCUCAACAAGCUGAUCAAGUGGAAGCACUCGCGCGUCAUGAUGCUGGUGGUGUUCAAGUCAGCGCCGAUCCUGAAGAAGACGCUCAAGGUGCGCCACGCCAUGAUGCAGCUGUACGUGCUGAAGCUGCUGAAGAUGCAGACCAAGUACUUGGGUCGCCAGUGGCGGAAGUCGAACAUGAAGACCAUGAGUGCAAUAUACUCAAAGGUGCGGCAUCGCCUGAACGACGACUGGGCCUUUGGCAACGACCUGGAGUCGCGUCCGUGGGACUUCCAGGCGGAGGAGUGCACGCUGCGGGCCUGCGUGGACAGGUUCAACCUGCGACGCUAUCCGGAGGCCACACAGAAGUGCGGUAACAAUGGCACUGCCGCCCAGAAUGCGGAGAAUGCCCAGCAAUCGAACAUGAUGGCGGGCAACAAUGGGAUGGGCAACAACGGCUCCGACGUCAAUGGUUAUGGGAACAGUGGCGGAAACGGGGGCAACAACGGCGGUCACAGUCAGCAGCAGCAGCAGCAGCUCAACGAUUACGGCGUGGAGGGUGGCUUUCCCAGCGACGAGAUCCUUACACACUCGGACUUUGCCUUCUUUGGCCACUCGGGGUGGUGGGAUCGCAAGGUGGAGCUGACGGACUACUUCAAGGCCAACUAUGCGGUAUGGCUGGAGGAGGAGGUCUACAACAGUCAGACCGACUGGGAUGCCCUCUAAUAACCCAGUGGCUCCUGGAAGAUGCUGCGCCUCUUAUAAGCAAAAGUUAUUACCAUAAUUGUAAGCAUAAUAAAGAUACAUUGAUAUAAUCCAUGUAGCCCGCCACAGAGGAUGCGAAGAACUCACUGCAAUUGGCAAUAAAUUGGCAAGCCACCACGGACUCUCAACCCCUUCACUAACUUAAAAACCAACCAACUAACUAACUAGCCUACAAGCCUGUAUAUUUACUAUUAUAUUUUAUAAUUUCUGUAUUUAUUAUUUGUGUUGUGGCUUCUAAUGAGCGAAAUAAACAAAUUUAAUAGUUCGAAAA
Drosophila kikkawai is the source of this 3079-nucleotide messenger RNA. RefSeq names its product striatin interacting protein (gene Strip). Gene Ontology annotation, cellular component: cytosol. NCBI's taxonomy places the organism in Eukaryota, Metazoa, Arthropoda, Insecta, Diptera, Drosophilidae. Gene Ontology annotation, biological process: cytoskeleton organization. The record is from RefSeq and is a predicted model, not a curated record.